AGCGGCGCGCGCACCCGGCGCCGAACGUCGCGUGACUCGGCCGGCGCGCGGGGUGAGUGCCCCGGCCGGGCCGCGCCGCGCCGCGCCACUUCCGACGCGGUGCUCUUUUAAGGUUCCGGGGCGCGCGGCCUCGGCUCGCGGCCUGGGAUCGGGCGGGAUGGAGGAGGAGGCCGCGCUCGGGGAGGCCGAGCUCAACUGGUCCCGCCUGAGCGUGCCGGCCGAGGCGCUGGAGUCGGAGCUGGAGGCGCGCGCCGAGGAGCGGCGCGGCGCGCGGGAGGCGCUGCUGCGGCUGCUGCUGCCCUACAACCGGCUGACGUCGCUGCCGCGGGCGCUGGGCGGCGGCUUCCCGCACCUCCAGCUUCUGGACGUGAGCGGCAACGCGCUCACCGCGCUGGGGCCCGAGCUGCUGACGCUGAGCGGCCUGCCCCCCGCGCCCCCGAUGCACUCUGGAAUUCAGUGUGUGGACCAGACAGGCUCCACUAAGGCGGACUCUGCCUUAGUUCUUGAGUCUAGAGAGGAAGCCAAAUGGGCACCCAGGAGCAGAGGUUGGCGAUUUCUUACUGGCAAGUCUUCCGUGACUGUCCAUGCGUUUGCAUCAGAGUGGCAUUUAACGUGGCCUAGGAGUUUAGAAUGUUUAUACCUUGGAGGAAACUUCAUUAAAGAAAUCCCACCAGAAUUAGCCAAUCUGCCUUCCCUGAAUUACUUGGUGUUGUGUGACAACAAGAUCCAAAGUGUGCCUCCUCAGCUCUCACAGUUGCAUUCACUUCGAUCCCUCAGCCUGCACAAUAACUUGCUGACAUACCUGCCUCGAGAGAUCCUUAACCUUGUUCACCUGGAAGAGUUGAGUUUACGAGGAAACCCAUUGGUUGUUCGUUUUGUUAGAGACUUAACAUAUGACCCUCCAACUCUUCUGGAAUUAGCUGCAAGAACCAUUAAGAUCCGAAGUAUUUCUUACACUCCCUAUGAUCUUCCUGGGAAUCUUCUUAGAUACUUGGGUUCAGCCAGCAAUUGUCCAAACCCAAAGUGCGGUGGAGUCUAUUUUGACUGUUGUGUCAGACAAAUUAAGUUUGUGGACUUCUGUGGGAAGUAUCGCCUCCCCCUCAUGCACUAUCUGUGUUCUCCAGAAUGCUCCUCCCCCUGCAGCUCUGCCUCGCACAGCUCCACAUCCCAGAGUGAGUCUGACUCAGAAGAUGAAGCCAGCGUUGCUGCACACAGGAUGCAGAAAGUUCUUCUUGGUUGAGCAGCAGUGGGUAUUGAAAACUAUUAAAACACUGAGCAGAAAUGACUUAAAAAGAAAAUGGGUCUUGAAGUUGAUUGGAGACAUGAGCGUUUUCAUCUUGAAUGUCCAUGUAAGACUUGCCACGAUGUGAAAAAAAAGUUUUGCAGUCUGUCUGCACAUACAGCGGUAAUGAGUCCAAUUCUGUGUUUAGAUUCUUUGAGUGUAAUUUAUUGUGAAUGGCAGUUCAAAAUUCAGCUGAUUGGUCACAAUUUUCAUGUAAGUCUUUGAAGAAACACUAGCAGAAUGGUUCAUUCUGAAGAACAGUCAUGUGUGUUAUCAGCCGGAAGUGGUGUCUCCUGGGACAGCUGAGUUGAAUAAAGAGGUCAUCACAGUUGUGUUACCAGGGUUGUCCUGGUUUAUGUUAAACAGUAUACAUACAUAAAAUGAGCCUUCUCCUUGUGUUACCCCUGGACUGUUGAAAGCCUUUCUGACCAACUAACUGGACAGUAAAGACUAUAACUUUUAAAUGGAAUAUUUAAACCA
This is a messenger RNA of Mastomys coucha (southern multimammate mouse), 1762 nucleotides long. It is a transcript of the gene Lrrc58, whose product is annotated as leucine rich repeat containing 58. Bases 158 to 1240 code for a protein of 360 amino acids. Gene Ontology annotation, molecular function: protein binding. The record is from RefSeq and is a predicted model, not a curated record. The transcript is spliced from 6 exons. Lineage: Eukaryota; Metazoa; Chordata; Mammalia; Rodentia; Muridae.